AUGGCGGAGGCGCACGUGCUGGUGUUCCCGUGCCCGGCGCAGGGCCACAUCAACAGCAUGCUUCCCUUCGCCGCCGCGCUCCUCGACACCGGCGUCUUCGUGACGUUCCUCCACACGGACCACAACCUCCGCCGCGCCUCCUCCGUGGCCGGCUCGCCGCACCUCCGCUUCCUGUCCGUCCCGGACGGCCUCCCCGACGACCACCCGCGCUCGCUGGGCGACAUGAUGGAGCUCGAAAGGUCCCUGCGGGAGGUGGGCGCCGUAAGGUACCGCGCUCUCCUCGCAUCCUUGUCGUCUGCAGGGCGCCCGAGCCAAGAUGACAGCGACGGCGUCGAUGACGACCAAAGCUUCCCGCCGGUGACCUGCGUCGUCGUCGACGGCCUGCUAACUUGGGCGAUCGAUGCUGCCGAGGAGCUCGGUGUGCCGGCGCUCGCCUUCCGCACGUCCAGCGCGUGCAGCUUCCUGGCCUACCAGACCAUUCCCGAGCUUGUCGAGCUCGGCGAGCUCCCCUUCCCUGCGGGCGGCGACCUCGACGAGCCGGUGCGUGGCGUUCCGGGCAUGGAGAGCUUCCUGCGCCGACGGGAUCUUCCCAGCUUGUGCCGCCGUAGCGGUGGCACCGGCGGCGUCGAUCUCGACCCCAUCCUGCACGUGUUCGCCGAGGCCACCGCGCAUAGUCGCGAGGUACGGGCGCUUGUGUUCAACACGACUGCCUCCCUGGAGGGGCCGGCGCUCGCGCACAUUGCGCCGCGCAUGCGCAACGUGUUCGCCGUCGGCCCUCUCCACGCCAUGUCGUCGUCGGCGCCGGCGCCGGCCUCCAGCCUGUGGAGCGAGGACGACGGGUGCAUCGCGUGGCUCGACGGCCAGCCAGACCGGUCCGUCGUGUACGUGAGCUUGGGGAGCCUCGCCGUCAUCAAGCACGAUCAGUUCGCUGAGUUCCUGUCCGGCCUUGUCGCCGCCGGCUACCCCUUCCUCUGGGUGCUCCGGGCGGACACGGUGGCGGCGAGCAAAGGCCAGCACACCACUCCCCAGGGAUCCAUCGGAGCGGUUGGAGAAGACAAGGCCCGCGUCGUGGCGUGGGCGCCGCAGCGGGACGUGCUGCGGCACCGCGCCGUGGGGUGCUUCCUCACGCACGCCGGGUGGAACUCGACGCUGGAGGCCGCCGUCGAGGGCGUGCCCAUGGUGUGCUGGCCGUUCUUCGGAGACCAGCUGAUCAACAGCCGGAACGUGGGCGCCGUGUGGAGGACGGGGCUGGACAUGAAGGAUGUGUGCGACAGGGCCGUCGUGGAGAGGAUGGUGAGGGAGGCCAUGGAGUCCGACGAGGUCAGGAGCUCGGCGCAGAAGCUGGCGCGUGUGGUGAGGCGGGACGUCAGUGAGGGGGGAUCAUCGGCGAGGGAGUUCCAGCGGCUCGUCAGAUUCAUCAAGGAGCUCAGCAUGGAAGGUGCCAAGUCCGAUCACCAAAAUCAGGGGUGAAGGGAUGUACCUAUGGUACAUACACUUUGUGAUUUUUACGAUCAUUUUUUAUGCUGUGUCUCUCUCAAAGAUGAUAAUAGGGGAAUGUGCGUGUUUGUAUAUUCAUAAGGUUGCAUUCAUAAGGUUGCGUGUGUGUAUAUGACGGCACUGUGUUUAAAAUAGAUAUAUUCGAGUGUUUACGCUUAAAACUUUUAUCAAGUGUGCAACUUCAUCAAGACAUUUUGUUCGGUGAAGCCCA
This is a messenger RNA of Panicum hallii, 1708 nucleotides long. RefSeq names its product 7-deoxyloganetic acid glucosyltransferase-like. Bases 1 to 1470 code for a protein of 489 amino acids. Lineage: Eukaryota; Viridiplantae; Streptophyta; Magnoliopsida; Poales; Poaceae. The transcript has a single exon. Gene Ontology annotation, molecular function: UDP-glycosyltransferase activity. The record is from RefSeq and is a predicted model, not a curated record.